Macadamia integrifolia is the source of this 1806-nucleotide messenger RNA. RefSeq lists its product as uncharacterized. Gene Ontology annotation, molecular function: serine-type endopeptidase activity. Lineage: Eukaryota; Viridiplantae; Streptophyta; Magnoliopsida; Proteales; Proteaceae. The transcript is spliced from 3 exons. Gene Ontology annotation, biological process: proteolysis. The coding region runs from base 1 to 1806 and encodes 601 amino acids. The record is from RefSeq and is a predicted model, not a curated record.
AUGUUGGUGAAGGAGCUUUUCCCAGAUAUUUUAUGCUUGGCUGAACCUAUGGUUCAACCAGACUUAAGUGCCCCGGGGGUAGACAUCUUAGCGGCUUGGUCUCCAAAAGCCACAGUUUCAGGCUACCAAGGUGACAACCGCUCUGUAAUGUACAACAUUAUAUCUGGAACAUCCAUGUCUUGCCCUCAUACAGCUGGUGCUGCUGCUUAUGUUAAAACAUUUCAUUCUUUAUGGUCCCCUACUGCAAUUAAAUCAGCUUUCAUGACAACAGGUGAUUUAAGAUUUGUAACCAAGGAAGUACACAAUAAUAGGCAGAAUAAGGUUCCAAAUUUGUGGAUUAUUUGGAAGUGUGGGAUAGCUCGUCCAAUUGUUAAAGCAAUAUCGGAACAACAUAUUUCAGUGGAGUGUGACUGGCCUGGUAGCAAGGUUGGCCUAUCUUUUGUUUAUGCGAGUUCUUUCAAUGUAGUUCAUCGCCAGUUAUGGUUAGAGUUGGAAUCGCAGGUUUCAUCGGCGAUCCCAUGGUCUGUUCUUGGAGAUUUUAAUGCAACCUUGCUUUCCAAUGAAAAACGAGGGCCAGGAACCUUUAAUCUUGGCUCUGCUGCGGAAUUCCAGGCGAUGAUAGAUGCUUGUUUGUUAUUACCAAUUUCAUCUACUGGAAAAAAAUUUACUUGGACAAACAAUAGGAGAAGAGGUCAUGUGGCAGCAAUGUUGGAUCGCAACUUUUGUAAUGAAAAAUGGGUAAAUUUUUUCAGAAAUGUUAUGCAGUGUGUCUUGUUGAGUUCGGUAUCAGAUCAUGCUUCGUUGCUUGUGAUUUCUGAUAUUGUCUCAAAGCCGAAUAACAUUCCAUUCAGGUUCCAUGGAUUUUGGAUGGAAAAUGAAAAUUUUCUUCCAGUGGUUGAUGAGGCGUGGAAGAUGCAGAUAAAAGAUGACCCUAUAUAUAUUUUAUCUGAAAAGUUGAAGAGAGUAAAGGGGGUGUUAAAGGUAAGGGCUCAUGAUUCCUUUCCAAAUAUUAAUAUGGAGUUAGAGCAGGCAACGAAGGUUUUAAAAUCGAUCCAAGACUCAAUUGAAGAAUCAGGUAUGUCUGAUGAUCUUUUCAAUAAAGAGGCUAAUGCUAAAACGGCCUUGUUGAUUGCUAGUCGUAGACACGAGGCUCUUUGGGCUGAGAAGGCGAAACUGAGAUGGGUGAAAAAUGGGGACUGCAACUCCAAGCUUUUUCAUCUCUCUGUGAAGAUGAGGAGGUUUCAUAAACCAACCAGUAUUAUAGAACAUCAUGAUCUUCUGGAUUGUAUUCCCAAAAUUCUGUCCAAUGAAGAUGUGGCUAGUCUAGAAGCGAAUCCUGGCAGAGAAGAAAUCAAAAAAGCAAUGUGGGAUAUGGAUCCUGAUAGUUCUCCUGGUCCUGAUGGAUUUCUAGGAAAAUUCUUUAGGAAAUGUUGGGAGAUAGUGGAGACGGACUUUGGUAAGGCAAUUGUUUAUUUCUUCCAAAUGGGAAACUUGCCCAAAGGAAUAAAUAACUGUUUUAUUUCCUUAAUUCCAAAAUCUGAUGGUGCUUCCUCUCUGGAUAAAUUUAGGCCAAUAUGCAUGGGUAAUUUUUUCUGUAAGGUUCUAUCUAAAAUUAUGUCCUCCAGGCUUAUGCCUCUUUUGCCGCGAUUGGUCUCAGAUGAGCUGGGUGCAUUCCAGAAGGGUAAGAUUAUUUCUUCCAAUAUUAGUCUGGCCUCGGAGCUGGCAAAUCUUAUGCAUUCCGCUGUGAGGGGUGGAGGCAUGGGAUUGAAAUUGGACGUGCAGAAGGCAUAUGAAUCCUUAUCAUAG